Messenger RNA from Patella vulgata (common limpet), 2787 nucleotides. RefSeq names its product malignant T-cell-amplified sequence 1. The record is from RefSeq and is a predicted model, not a curated record. Lineage: Eukaryota; Metazoa; Mollusca; Gastropoda; Patellidae. Gene Ontology annotation, biological process: formation of translation preinitiation complex. Gene Ontology annotation, molecular function: RNA binding. The coding region runs from base 88 to 636 and encodes 182 amino acids. The transcript has 6 exons.
UUGAAUUCCUGUUUCAGGCAACAGGGUUCGGCGUGAAAACUUUGGGACUCAUAUUUUGUACAUUAUCGACAUAUUUAAUUAAUAACAAUGUUUAAGAAAUUUGAAGAUAAAGAGUCGAUAUCGGGUGUAAAUAAUGCUAAAUCAUCAGUAGUAAAAGCCAUUCGCAAUUCACUGUUAGAACAGUUUCCACAUAUUGAAUCUUGUCUAGACCAAAUUAUAGCCAAAAAAGAAGCUAUUAAAAUAGUCAAGUGUCAUGAUCAUAUAGAAAUACUAGCUGCACAGAAUGGAGAUUUGAUAUUUUAUAGACAGAGGGAUGGCCCUUAUUGUCCUUCUUUACGUCUUCUUCAUAAAUACCCUUUUAUAUUACCCCACAUGCAGGUAGAUAAAGGAGCUAUAAGAUUUGUAUUAAGUGGAGCUAAUAUAAUGUGUCCAGGCCUCACAUCUCCUGGAGCUAAAAUGACAAAAUUAGACGCCAAUAAAGUAGUUGCUAUAAUGGCCGAAGGUAAAGAACAUGCUUUAGCUGUAGGUAUGACAAAGAUGUCCACAGAAGAUAUAUUAACCAAAAAUAAAGGUAUAGGAGUUGAUAAUCUUCAUUUCUUAAAUGAUGGUUUAUGGAAUAUGAAACCGGUUAAAUAACAUCUUUAGAUAAAAUUAAUAAAUUAUAUGAUUAAAUCAAUUAACAGAUCUGGAAAUAAUUAUAUGUCAAAAUAUUAAAACACUUUCCCCUUAAACAGAUUAUAAGACAGAAGGCCAGUUUUCAUUACUUGAAUCCUAGACAAAUAAGCACUAUUAUAGAUUAUUACAAAGCAGUAUGUUACAUAAUCUCUUGCCAUUGUAAGUAAAACUAGUUACUAUCGUCAUUAAACGCAAUCUGAUUAAAACACAGAUCCUAUUUUGUUUCGUUUUUUAUAGUUCAAAAUUUCGUUUCACUUUUCUUUACUACACUAGGAUCUGGAAGAGUUGUUAUAUAACCUGCGUUCAGGUUAAUGGGAGGGAUUAGCUAAUGAAACGGUCUGUUAUGAUGGAUGCACGGAACUGUGGUUGAACCACUAGAAGCGUCAACGCUGGUUGAUUAAUCAUCGUCUGAUGUCAUAGGGUCAAAAGCCGCUUGUAUGACCUCUGAUGCCACCUCCCACUACAAACUUUGAGAUUAUCAUGUAUUAAAUAGUAUAGGCCAUCGAAAGUAUAAUAAAACGAAACGAAAUAUAGAUCUGUAUUUUAAUCAGAUUGUAUUACACGCAUAAUAUCAUGAAUGCUGCAAUACCUGAUAAUCAAGAAUAAACAAUACUUGAUAAUCAAGAAUAAACAAUACGUGAUAAUCAAGAAUAAACAAUACCUGAUAAUCAAGUAUAAACAAUACCUGAUAAUCAAGUAUAAACAAUACAUGUACCUGAUAAUCAAGUAUAAACAAUACUUGAUGGAAUCAAGCUUUUAAGUUAAUGCAGUGAUUCUCAACAAGUGUAUCGCAAGAUCUUCUUAAGUGUGCAGCGAAAUUUUUAACGGCACACUAAGAAAAUGCAAAAAAAAACCACGUGAUCCGAAGUGGUUCAUAGCUGUGUUUUUCUGUAUUUAGUUUGAGUCAAUCUAUGUUUCUAUGGCUUUAGUCUGUGUCUACGGUUGUAUGCCGUCUGACUUGCCAUUUUUUUUAUUUUGCAAAAUUCAGAUAUUUUUCAUAUAUAUUUAGCCAGGUGUGCCGUUAUUUUUUGUGUGUUCCAAGGUGUGCCGUUGGCAAAAAAGGGUUGAGAAUCCCUGAGUUAAUGAAUCUAAAAAAGAAAUUAGAUAUGUAGAAGUGUAUCUUAGAAUACCUGCAUGUUUGAUGUACAGGUAUUUCAGACCCCCCACUGUCUUUAUUCUGUCCUGUUAUCCCCUUUAUAUAUUGAACUCUUCCUUGAAGAUCGGUAUUACUCUAUAUGACUAAGCCAGUUUUAGAUCAGUUUAUUGUUAAUAAAAAAGGGUGUUAGAAUUGUCAUUUAUUUAUUUCCAGAUAUUUAAACACUUAAAUUGUAUCAAUUUACUAAAUUUGUCAGCCAUCAAAAAAUUGACACAAAUAGAAAUUAUUCAAAAAUUUGAAAACUAGGGUGAUCACAUUUUCUCUUCUGCCUACAUUACAUGUAGUUAUAAACAAUUUCAUUCUUGGUAACAUUGUUAAAAAUCAAAUGGUUCACAUAUAUCACAAAAAUAUAUCAAAACUGUUGUAAUUAUCCUGCAUAAAGAAUGUUAAGUCUUGUAUUGAAUACAUGAAGCUAAAUUAUUGCUACUUUAUUUUCCAUAGAUGGUUUGUAUACAUGUUAGCGCUGUUAAUCAAAUGUUAGUGCUGUUAUUAAAGAGGUGUUAUCACUCUCAUCCAGAAAAUAUAUAUAUCAUAUUCAAAACAAUCUUAGACUUUAUGGCAAGGUAUUUUGGUCCAAGGUUAAACCACCUAUAUCUCAGCCAUGGUUUGCAAGGUAUUUUGAUCCAGGGUUAAACCACCUAUAUCUCAUCCAAAUGAAAAAGACCAAUAUAUAACUGUAAGAGUCAAAUCACCUUUUAUAGAAAAAAGAUUUUUGUUACAAGGUAAUGUCUUGUUAAUUCCGAGAUUUAAUUAUUAAUGAAAGAUGUUACUUUUCUUUUGGGCAUCGGUAAAGAUACCAUGCUGUAUCUCUGGAAGUAUUUUUACAUACCAGAAUUAUGAGAAACCUUACAAUUAAAUGUAUUAAAAGAUAAUGAAUGAUAUACUACUUUAUUGUUUACAAUUAUCUACAUAAAUUAUGUUAAUAUAAAAGAAUAAAUAUUCAUUAUUUAAUCAGA